Molecule: messenger RNA, 1013 nt
Organism: Zea mays
Lineage: Eukaryota; Viridiplantae; Streptophyta; Magnoliopsida; Poales; Poaceae
Exons: 2
Coding region: 62-847 (261 amino acids)
Biological process (GO): chloroplast rRNA processing; chloroplast organization; nucleologenesis
Cellular component (GO): nucleus; chloroplast
Source: RefSeq, marked validated
CCAGGAACACCGCCAACGCCGACGGGUGGUGGAGCUCCGCUUCGACCGCGCUUCUCCAGCCAUGGCUGAACCCGAGAUGGAGGUGGCCGUAGCGACAGCAGCACCAGCCGGUCAGAAGAGAGAGAGGGAGGAAGGAGGCGAUCCUGCUGCUGAAUGCGGCGGCGAGGAGACGGAGGUGGAAGGGGCGGCGGCGAAGAAGCCGAAGUUGGAGGAGGCCAAGGAGGCGGAGAAGGGGAGGGUAGAGGAGACGGCGGAGGGGAAGACACAGGAGGCAAAUGAGGAGAAGGCAGUGGAGGCGGAGGACAAGCCUGUGACAGAGGAGGCAAAUGAGAAGAAGGCAGUUGAAGCGGAGGGAAAGCCUGUGACACAGGAGGCAAAUGAGGAGAAGGCAGCGGAGGCGGAGGGCAAGCCUGUGAAGCUGGGGCCUAAAGAAUUCGCCUCGGCCAUCGAUAUGUUCAACUACUUCUACGCUCUGCUCCACUCCUGGACGCCGCAGCUUGAGUUCAAUAAGUAUGAACAAAUGGUGCUGGAGGAUUUGCUGAGGAAAGGUCAUGCUGAACCUGCUAAGAAGAUUGGGGCAGGAGUCGAAGCAUUUGAGAUAGGCAACCACCCGGUGUGGAAAAGUCACUGCUUCUUUGUGCGCAGGACUGAUGGAUCUGUGGAUGACUUCAGCUUCCGCAAAUGUGUGGACAACAUACUGCCCCUCCCUGAGGACUUUAAGAUCGGCAAUGGCAAGAAGUCUGGUGGCCACCAAAAGGAUGGCGGUGGAGGGCGGGCAGGAGGACGCCGUGGAGGAGGCCGAGGCGGCUGGCGUGGUGGACGGGGCCGGGGCAGGAGGGGAGGGUAGGUUCUUACUUCUUAACUGGCCCUGCAAUUUUGCCCAGUUAACUAUACCGGGGUUGCCGUGGAAACGAAGGUAGGUUCUUACUAUUAUGUUGGUUUAUUAUGUGGUGCCUGUCCUAAAGACCGAUACCAACUUUUUUACCUUGCAACCGGUAUAUGAUCCACGCCGA